UGCUGUAAAGCAAAUAAAAGCGCUUGCGCUUUCAAGCACGUAAACAAAAUAAAUAAUAACAAUAACAACCACAUUGAAUGACAUACUUUCGCGAGAGUCCAAAAUUAAGAGAGUGAGCAAGUCAUCGUUUACUCUUUACACGACGCAGCGUUGACAGCAUGUGUGUUGCAACAGUCGUGGCAGCGGCUAAACAACAACAGCAACACAUUGGCAUCGAACGAAUGCGAAGAAGAGGAGGAAAUGUCAGAAAUACAUAGGCAAAUGAGGCGAGUAAAAGAAACUGAAGAAAACGAACGUCUGAAAUGGGCAGUUUGUAAUUAUUGGGCUGCAGCGAGCGUUGGAAAUGGGAGCAAAUUUCGUGUCGUGUGUGUUUUGUUGUGCGACCAAUUGAAAAAAUAUUAUUAAUAAACAAAAUAUCAAUACAACAAUACAUGAAAUAUGUAUGUAAUCACAUAAACCGACUUGUAAACGUGUAGCGUGUAAAUUUCAAAGACAAAAGAACAAAUGUGGCGUGUGAAAAUCCAGUGAAAAUUUGUGUCGAGGAAAAGUGUAAAUUAGUUUUGCUUCAAAUGUGCAUACAUAUGCAUGUGAGAAUGUAUACAUAUGUAUGUAAGUGAAUGAAAAUUUACACACACACAUGCAGAGGUGAGAUGUGCUCAAUUGCGCUUGUGUGUUGCAGGCAGUGCAGUACAGUGAAGAAUUCUUCAUUGGGGUGGAGGAAAAAUCGGCAGUAGGCUCAGCAUACACCAAUGCAACCAUGCAAUACAUAUAUUUAUGUAUGUAUGUAUUUGUAGGAACAAAAUUGUUGUAUAUAAUGUGAGUGCAGGCAGUGAGUGGCACAACGCCGACGUCAACAGUCAGGGCAACGUCGGCGAAGCAAACACAACAAGAAAACAUUGAAUUAAAGAAGAAUAAGAAGUAUUAGACGCUGCACUCAGUCGAUCGAGGCAGCACGGCAGUAUAUAUAUAUAUAUAUAUGAAAGAAGUUAUAAAAGAUAGAUAAUGAAAAUGCACAGCGAAUUCGAGUACAAUUACAAUAGUGUGAGCUCUCGCUCUCCAACCGUGUGACGGCUACACUCAGGCAUCAACUGUCAAUUUGCCGCGACCGUGUGUAAUGUGGGAAUGAAAACAAAACAGCUUGAACAAUUGCAGUUGCACGAGAGAAUGUGAGAGAGAUUUGAAAGAGAUAACAUAAGAUGAGAGUGAUGCAUGCAUUGCAUGCCGCAUUUAUAAACUCUCUCUCACACACACUUAAAUGCACGCAUCAAUAUUCACACAUGCAUGUAUGCAUAUACAAGUGCACUGCCUAUACGGCCGACUCGGCAAAAACUCUUCUUGGCCCUAAUUAUAACUUGCCGAGUAUAAAGCCCAAUUGGUAGUGAAUGGUCGUCGUUUGGACGGACAGUGGAACGUAAACGUGAAUAUGUACAUACAUACAUACAUACAUAUUUUGAAACGGUGAAGCAAAACACUAAAAUCGAUGGACGAACGCUGUAAAAUACUUGAUCGAUUUUGCGGAAUAAAUUUGAACGUCGAACGGGGCUCGUCGAUGACGUUCUCGCUGACUUUUUCCAAUAAACUGAAACUGAAAACAAACAUGUUUACCUGUUUCUCCGCAACGAAAAUGUAAACGAAAGCAAAAGAGCAGAAAAUGUCGCGCCCAACUGCAGUCUUGCUGACCACCUUCAUUGCAGGCACCACACAAAGCGCAGCAAUAAAUCGGAAACUGAAAUCUAAACGCAUAUGAAUUUCACCUGCUGAUGGCCCAAGAACGUGUAGCAAACAAAAGCAAUAAAACGUUUGUGACCAGUCAACGGUUAUUUUCUUAGUCAAACACCGGUUGCGCCAGUCGGAACACAACAUGUAUCGUUUAAAUGUACAACAACAGCAAUCUCAGCAGCAAGCAACGUCAUCGGCGUCCGCGGCAGCGUCGUCGUCGUCGACGUCGUCGAAUGCGAAGUCCACCACCCAAUCGUCGACCUCGAGCGCUGCCUCCGCCACCGCCACCGUCAUACCCAGUCACAUUUUCCUGCAGCAACAAUUGGCCGCCGCCGCCGCUGCAGCUGCUGCCGGCAUCAAUCAACCGCCUGCCACAAUCGCCGCUACGCAUUUACUCAGUGUUGCUGCCAUAGCCAGUGGCGAGGGCGCAACCGCUUUGGAUCUGAAUGGUGGUGCGCAUCACCAUCAGCAACGAACGCUCAUCCAACAGCCGCGUCAAGCACAUGUCACACACCACCAACGUCUGCAUGCGAAGAACAACAGCAGUAUUGCGCCCAACCUUCAUCUUGGAGAGAAGCCCACCAUCAUAACGAAUGUCCUGGCCGCAUCGGUGGAGGAGAAGAUUAAAAUCAUUUCGACUGCCAUUAAAGCGGAGCCGCUGCACGAAGUGAUUGCGCUGACGAAGAGUGGUUCUUCAGCGUCCGCGACGCCAGCACCGCCGUCGGCUUCAGUCUCAAUGACUGCCGUCAAUAGCAACAGCGCCCACAGCAAUAUCAGCAAUACUAGCAUUAAUCACAAUAGCAAUAAUACUCUAAGCAACAGCAAUAGCAAUAACAAUCACGGCUCCGUGGGCCACAACUCGAAUACAGCAAAUUCGAUGAACAACGGCAACAACAAUAACAAUAUAAUAGCGCUCACUGUCAACACACUGCCGUCAACGGCAUCCUCAUCAAGCGGUACUUCCAUUUCCGUUGCUGCCAAUAAGUCUUCUAGCAAUGCAACAACAACAACAGCAUUAGCUGUGAGUCCUCUUAAUAAUAUGAACACCAUAAAUCUUGUUGUUGGUGGCGGUGGUAGUAGCGCUGGUCCAGCUUCAACCUCGAACAACAGUGGCGCAGUUGGUGGUGGGGGCACUUUGGUUAUUACAACAGGCGGCAAUCAUGGCGGAGCAACGUCAUCUUCUUCGGCGGCAGCAGCAGCAGCAGGUAGUAGUGCUGGCAAUGCUGCCAACGGACAUCUAGUGUUUGCAUCGAAACGCAUGCGUUUGGAAUGUCCUCCAAGCAACGAGGAGUGGAUCUCCACCUCUAGUCCGGGUAGCGUGCCCAGCUCAGCGCCACCAUUGAGCCCAUCGCCGGGUUCACAAAACCAUAGCUACAGCGCAAAUAUGUCUAAUGGUUAUGCAUCACCGAUGUCGGCAGGCAGCUACGACCCAUAUAGUCCCAAUGGUAAACCAGGUAAGUUCAGUGCACAACGCUUGAUAUUUGACCCCGAUCAAAGCUUAGCUACAGCUGCUAUCAUUCUAUAUUGACACCAAUUGGCUGCGUCUGAAUUUUCCAUGGAAGUCAAACUAACGGUGAAUUUGUUGCAAUAAUCAAACCAAAAAAAUUUUUUUUUUUUUCGAAAACACAUAUAUUUCACAUGUGAGUGUGUCUAAGUUUGUGGCAAAUGCUCAAAUUACAAACGAAAUUCCGUCUGGGCUUGACUGAAAAUCAAUCGAGUGAGGAGAAUUAUGAAAGAAUCAAAUUAAAUGCUUCCUAAGAAAAAUUUUGACGAUGACUUGCUAACUAAGAAGACUAAAAAAAAUUAAUAAU
Ceratitis capitata (Mediterranean fruit fly) is the source of this 3530-nucleotide messenger RNA. Its product is annotated as ras guanine nucleotide exchange factor B. Lineage: Eukaryota; Metazoa; Arthropoda; Insecta; Diptera; Tephritidae. The transcript is spliced from 4 exons. The record is from RefSeq and is a predicted model, not a curated record. The coding region runs from base 1862 to 3247 and encodes 461 amino acids.